Messenger RNA from Gorilla gorilla gorilla (western lowland gorilla), 1311 nucleotides. Its product is annotated as interleukin-9 receptor-like. Lineage: Eukaryota; Metazoa; Chordata; Mammalia; Primates; Hominidae. Gene Ontology annotation, molecular function: interleukin-9 binding; interleukin-9 receptor activity. The record is from RefSeq and is a predicted model, not a curated record. Gene Ontology annotation, cellular component: external side of plasma membrane. Gene Ontology annotation, biological process: cytokine-mediated signaling pathway; immunoglobulin mediated immune response.
ACCUUGAAGAGUGAGGCCCUGAGGCGAGACAUGAGCACCUGGUUCCUGGCCUGCACCUGCGUCUGCACCUGUGUCUGCUUGGGAGUCUCUGUCUCGGGAGAUGGACAAGGGCCAAACUUCACCUGCCUCACCAACAACAAUCUCAGGAUCGAUUGCCACUGGUCUGCCCCAGAGCUGGGCCAGGGCUCCAGCCCCAGGCUCCUCUUCAUUAGCAAGCAGGCUCCUGGUGGUACACAUAAGUGCAUCUUGUGGGGCAGUGAGUGUACUGUCGUGCUUCCACCCAAGACGGUGCUCCUGCCGUCCGACAAUUUCAUCAUCACUUUCCACCACUGCACGUCUGGGAGGGAGCAGGUCAGCCUGGUGGAGCUGCAGUACCUGCCCUGGAGACACGUGAAGCUGGACCCACUCUCUGACUUGCAGAGCAAUGUCAGUUCUCGUCACUGCAUCCUGACCUGGAGCAUCAGUCCUGCCUUGGAGCUGAUGACCACACUUCUCAGCUAUGAGCUGGGCUUCAAGAGGCAGGAGAGCCCUUGGCCCUUCCUGCCCACAGGCCCUCUGAUCCCACCCUGGGGGCGGCCAGACAAUACCUUUGUUGCUGUGUCUGUCUUUCUUCUGCUGACUGGCCUGACCUACCUCCUGUUCAAGCUGUCGCCCAGGGUGAAGAAAAACUUCUACCAGAAUGUGUCCUCUCCAGCAGUGUUCUUCCAGCCUCUACGUGUGCACAAUGGGAACUUCCAGGUGUACUUGGAUGGGGGCCACAGGGUAGGUGUGCUGCUGAGCCAGGACUGUGCUGGCACCCCACGAGGAGCCUUGGAGCCCUGCAUCCAGGAGGCCACUGCACUGCUCACCUGUGGCCCAGCGGGUCCUCGGAAAUCUGUGGUCCUGGAGGAGGAGCAGGAGGGCGCUGGGACCAGCCUCUGCGGCAACCUGAGCUCAGAGGAUGUGCUGCCAGCAGGGUGUAAGGAGUGGAGGGCACAGCCGCUUGCCUAUCUGCUACAGGAGGACUGGGCCCCCAUGUGCCCCACCAGGCCAGCUCCCCCAGACUCAGAGGGCAGCAGUAACAGCAGUGACUACUGUGCCUUGAGCUGCUACAGGGGAUGCCACCCCUCAGCCCUCCCAGGAAACACACAGAGCCCUGGGCCCAUCCCAGCCCUGGCCUGUGGCCUUUUCUGUGACCAUCAGGGCUUGGAGACCCAGCAAGGAGAUGCCUGGGUGCUGGCUGGUCACUGCCAGAGGUCUGGGCUGCAUGAGGACCUCCAGGGCACGUUGCUCCCUUCCGUCCUCAGCAAGGCUUGGUCCUGGACGUUCUAA